AUGGCAAAGGCAGCAACCAUCGGUGCCGCAGCAUUGCUCGGCGGCUGCGCAUUCUUGGCCCCCAGUGCUCCAAGUGCGGCCCCUUCAGCCCCUGCGCAGCUGCGAGGUGCGCCGCCUCAAUCAAAUCGGGCGGGUUCUGCGGCUGCACCCCUGGCUGGGGCUUUCGCUUGCGUGGCUGCAGCAGCGGCUGUGAGCAGGAGGUCGGAAGCCAGCACGGCCUGCCGAGCGGCGGCCGUGAAGAAGAAGGGCGUUAAGGUGGUCCAUGGCAAGGAAAUCCCAUGGAACCUUUUCACCCCAAAAGCUCCUUACCCGGGCAAGGUCAUUGAGAACGAUGUGCACCCGCAGACCCUCACCUCAGAUACCGGGGAUGCGAAUUGGGAGACUUGCCACGUGACCUUUGACCACGGAGGCAAAGUACCAUACAUUGAAGGACAGUCGAUCGGCAUCAUUGCCCCAGGACCCGACAAGAAGGGCGAGACACCAGCAAGGAUUCGACUGUAUUCCAUCGCCUCAUCGGCUGUUGGUGACAACCAGAACUCCAAGACAGUCUCCCUGUGCGUGAAGCGUGUGGUGGAGGUUGAUGGCGAAUAUGCCAACCGUGAGAAGGGAGAGGACAAGCCAGACAAGGCUGGCACAGGCUUCCCCGACAACAAGGUGUACCGCGGCGUCUGCUCAAACCACAUUUGCGACAUGAGCCCAGGAGAUGACGUGAUGAUCACCGGUCCUACCGGCGCUGAGAUGCUCCUGCCAGAAGACCCGGAAGCCAACAUCAUCAUGCUGGCCACAGGUACCGGUAUUGCGCCCAUGCGCUCCUACUGCCGCCUCCUGUUCCAUGACGAUGCUGGUGCCAGUUCAGAUGGUGACCGCAAGUUCAAGGGCCUCGCCUGGCUCUUCAUGGGUGUCCCCUACUCCAAGUCUUUGUUGUACGACGAUGAACACGAGGCUUACAAGAAGGCGUACCCUUCCCAGUUCAAGUACGACUACGCUGUCAGCCGAGAGCAGAAGAACGCGGCAGGCCAGAAGAUGUACAUUCAGACCAAGAUGGCCGAGUACGCAGAUGAGCUCUGGGAGCUCAUGCAGGAUGAGAAGACGCAUGUCUACAUGUGUGGCUUGAAAGGUAUGGAGUCCGGCAUGGCCGAGUGCUUCGGACCCAUCGCGGAAAAGGCUGGAAAGGACUGGGCCGAGUUCGCCAAAGCCAUGAAGAAGGCUGAUCGCUACCACGUGGAGGUCUACUGA
Symbiodinium natans is the source of this 1236-nucleotide messenger RNA. The record is from the annotation of a GenBank genome assembly. NCBI's taxonomy places the organism in Eukaryota, Dinophyceae, Suessiales, Symbiodiniaceae.